This is a messenger RNA of Pecten maximus, 3257 nucleotides long. RefSeq lists its product as uncharacterized. The record is from RefSeq and is a predicted model, not a curated record. Lineage: Eukaryota; Metazoa; Mollusca; Bivalvia; Pectinida; Pectinidae. The transcript is spliced from 5 exons. The coding region runs from base 1 to 2010 and encodes 669 amino acids. Gene Ontology annotation, molecular function: zinc ion binding; protein binding.
AUGGACAGCAGUCAAAAGAUUAGCCUCAUAUAUAAAAGGAAGAUAGGGGGAGAUGGAAACACUCUGCCGUUUUUAGGAUACUUUGAGGCAAUGAAUCUCGGACUUGGAGGCAAGCAUUUAGAAGUUUGUCUAGAAAUCACAAAGCAUGCCUCCAAAAAGAAAGGCGGCACGAAAUCAUGCCACAAUACCUUCCGGCCUCGGAUGGCAGCAAACACCAAUGGCGAUGAUAUAACUGCUCCUGGUGUGCCACAGCCAGUCAAUCCCCAGGGCAGACUCAUACCGGAAGCUGAUGUAGAACAGCUGAUACAGAGGGCUGUACAGCAAGGGGUUGAAUGCCACAAACGGACGAAGCCAAAGUUAGCAAGUAAGGGUGCAGAUUGGCAGUUUUAUGACUGCUCCUUUAGACGAUUACAGGCCACAAAUGGGGAUCAGGGCUGGGAAAGGGUCGAAUUGGAGCUAUGGCACGAAGCCAUUAUACGCAAAAUUACUUUGGACUGGUUUUGUGAAACAGAUGGUGAAGUCAUAUGUGCUAAAUGUGUUUCCACUACUCACAGGGGACAUUACUGUAUUCAACUCAGUGAGAUUACCCCACAGCACAAACAGAAAAUAAGAGAAUUCAUUGGAGAUACUGAGCGUAAUAAAAUUACUAAAAUUCAAGAGGAAAUCAACACUACUGAAGAAAAUUUGAGAAAACAUUUGAGCCAUUUUGACAGCAUAGCAUCGGAAGUGCAGAAACAAGGAGAAAAACUAAAGGAAGAACUUGAUCUUUUAACAGCUCAAACACUUUCCCGGCUGAAGCAUCUCGAAGAAGAAAAUUCCAAACUUCUUAAAGGCUACCAGAAUGAACUCGAGAAAAAACUUGAAGAACUCAAAAAUCAGCUGAAAGAGUGCAAGGAAUCUCUCCAGAAUGGAACAGAUAUCCAAGUAUUUGAAAUUGCUAGCCGACUUACUUCCAAAUUGAAGUUACCUAGCUAUCCUCACGUAUGUGUUGUGAAAUUCAGGCCAACAGCGCAACCAAAGCGUAUACUGGAGCAGGCAUUAGGAACAUUAACAUCGUUUUCACCUGGCCAGUCUCAUGGCUACCAGAAACCUAAAAACUUAUUGGAUGAUUACGAAUCAUGUCUACGCUCAACAAGAAGGUUAUCAGAUACCAGUGAGACAUUCAGCAGACCGGUAGCGCAGACAAGUCUACUGCCAACGACGAAAGUUCUAUUAGAAUUGAAGUCUUUCUCGGACGUCUGUUCAAUAUGCCCAGAUAAUGAUAGUGGGCUGUGGACCUGUGGUGGUGAUGACAGCGUUGUGACCUAUCAACUGUCUACCGGAGAUGCAUCGCUUAAACAGGGAUGUCCUGUUAAGGUUACAGAUAUAUGCACCUCUCCGAGUACUCGUAGUCUUUGGGUGUGCUCCAUGACAGAUAAAAGUGUCUUGGAGAUGGUAUCUGAUGAAUUAAUCCGAAGAUUCAACACCGUGGAUGCCCCUAUUUCCAUAUGCAUUGCAGGCACUGCUAGUGGAGACCAUGUCCUGGUAGGGAUGUCAUGCAAAAUCACCAAAUUCAGUACAAAGGGGUUCGCUCGUUCCAGUACCAUAUCAAACAAUGGGAAGCCUUCGGUGAUUACACCCAAGAGAAUCUCGUCCUGUCCUGACAGCGAUCAAAUUGCUGUAGCAGACAGAGAUUCGUUAAGAGAUGGAGGUAGGGGAAAGCCACAUAUCACAGUUCUGGACCAAAACUUACAGGAACUAUAUCAGUAUGGACAAGACAAAGACAAAAGCAGGGCCGGAAAAAAGUCGUUUGACCCGUGGGAUUUGAAAUACGACAGUGAGGGACGUCUUAUCAUUAGUGACUCGAACAAUCAUUGCCUUCAUGCCCUGAGUCCCAACGGACAAUACCUUCGGCUGCUAUACACAGACACAUAUUCGGUUAAGGCUAUCGGUAUCGAGGUAAAUAAGAAUCUGUGGGCCGUGUUUGGUGACUUUGGUAAUCAAACCAUCAAAUGUCUACAAUACACUUAAGGAGUCAAGAAACAGUUUUAUUGAACUGUAAGACAUGGGUUGUUGUUGAGGGCGACCCGUCACUAGCUCAGUGCAUUUCGCUUAAACCCAAUGGUACGAUGAUGUUCGCCUUGUAUUUUUCUUGCAUGGCAUUUUUCAUUACUUCUUCCUAUUUCAAUAAUACCGAUUCUUUUUUCCUAUGUACAAUUCACACGCAAACUUAUUAAGCUAUAGUUUGGCAAUAGGAAACAAAGAUAAAAAAACAAAAAAAAAAAAAACAGAAAACAACAACAAACAAUAAAAAACAACAACAAAAAACAAAAAAACAACAACAAAAAACGAUCGAACUGGUGCCAUGUUGCUUUAGAGUUUUCCUGACCUCCAUCAAAAUCAGCAUGAUGGAUAUCAUGGAAAAACCCAUAACGCUGAUACAAAGAAAAGGAUUAUUCACUUUAUUUAUUGUUUUGCAAGAUAGAGCAUAAUUGUUUAUGUUGAUACUAAAUACAAUAUAAAGAUGUACCCUUCCUUGUAUAACUUAGACUGUGGUAUAUAAUUUACACGAAAAUCUGGAAAACAAACCUUAAAUUAGUUCAAGUCGGCCAUUGCUGGUGACAAACGGUGUAAUGGUGGCCCCAAAAAAAUGUUUGUCUUUUUGAUUAAUUUGCCAAAAAUCACAAAAAAAAAACCAAAAAAUAAAUAAAUUAAAGAAUAAAAUAGAUAAAAAUAUAUGUUUAGAUUGGUUUUAUUGGCCGCGAUCUGUAUUUAUAGAUUCUAUAUAUAAGGCUGCUUAUGGAGUUCCGGACUGUCCAGAAUCUUCGUACUUGUAGAAUCACUGAUGGUUCCAAAAAGAGGAAACAAUUGUGUGAUGUUAUUUAACAUUUCAUAUGCGGCAUACGCUGUGUUAUAUGUUGCUGCAAUGUAAAUCUAUUCAUGUUUAACAUGUACUGUAAACAGAAUUAUUUUAGUGCAUAACCGUAUCCAAUCAGAUCACCGCAUUGAUGAAUUGAGGCACGAGCUAUACUUUGAUAACAGUAUACGGAAAAUGCAAGUAGUGAAUUAUAAUUUAGUGGAAAAAUUCUGUCGGCGCAAAAAGAACUAAAAUAAGAACACCGCUAAAUUACGCAUGUUUACAGUACAUGUAGCCUAUAUGGUAUGAAUGUUCACAUUCUGUGCCCCCCCAUUAACACGUGAUUUCUAACCGAAUGCUAUAGCAACAACAGGUAUCUAUACUCUAAUCAAAGGAAGAAAUAAAUUAUUCAAAUAAUCAA